UCAGCGCAACGUUAAACUCCUUUCCUGCCCAGCUCGGUGUAAUUAACAGCUUCGAGUUCAUUGUUUCGGUUUAAAACGAAAGCAGGCCUGCAGCGUCAAACAGGCGUUCAUUAAGAGCAGAUGCGCAGCUCCUCUGAGACUCGCUCAGAAAGGUGCGCAGGGAUACACAGAUGUGUCUAUAAGUUCUCCUGGGUUUCCCUUCGUGUAUAUUGGCACGAGUCUGAACAUUUGAGCGCUUAUCUGAUCAGAGACAAAAAAGGGAAAUAGGGCAAUGGUUUGAUUUGAUCGCCGCCCGUUUUCCCCCUUUAGAUGUUGGAGUUUCUCACUUUGUUUUUUUUAAUAUAAUUAGUAUUUUUCUCCGGACGUGGCCAAAGUUGCGCUGUUACCUGAACCUGGUUCAGUUGAUGCCGAGUCUUAUUACAAUGAGCGUUGACCACCAGUCGGUUGCCGUAGCGCCGCUGGAUCUGAGCACCACAGCUCGAAGGCGCAGGAACGCGGGGGACUUAACCUUUUGCGCCGGGGACGCCCGGGCGACCGGCGGCUCACCUGCGCCUCCUGCGAGCACCGGGACGGAUAGUUCAGCGGUUCGCCGCUCCCCGGACGCGGAAAGCACUCGGCUCGGCAAACGAGCAGCGGACUCAUCUCCCAUAAAGACUCCAUCGAAGCUUCCUUUUAGGAAGCGCACGUUUCCCGUCGAACAGGAGGUCCAGAAGCCGGCUGCACCGAUUUCAGUGGCAAGCUCACCCUGCUCUUCCCCCGCAGAGGAGCAGAAAGUCCGGAAGAGUGCGGCUAGUAGCUUGGAGAGAGCAGCGGAUGAAAGCAGGUUCGCCGUUGCACCGGUGACCCACAGGCGGACCGAGCAAGCAGCUCACAGUCCGGAAGGCUAUUCCUGCUGCAUUUUGCCCAUUAUUAAUUACGGUCACUACCCAGUGUGCCUGCCCCCCUUUCCAGAGCCACACCACCCACGAGUACACCAGACUGACAACCUGCUGGCAGGAAUUUCUCUGGCCACACGUCAGGAUGAAGACGGAGACACAGCCCUCCAUAUAGCUGUGGUUCAAGGGGAAUUGCCCAUCGUCCACAAACUCAUCCACCUGUUGGUGUUGGCUCGAAGAGGCCUUGAUAUCUACAACAAUCUUCGUCAGACUCCUCUUCAUCUGGCAGUGAUAACCAAGCAAGCAAACAUGGUGGAUGUUUUGUUGAGAGCGGGGGCCGACCCUGCUGUCUUGGACCGUCAUGGCCAAACAGCACUCCAUCUCUGCUGUGAAUAUCAGCUGCUCGAAUGCCUAUCUGUACUGCUGUCUUUCUCCUCAUCUUCACCCUGCCUAGAGAUCAGAAACUUUGAAGGUCUGAGUCCUCUUCAUUUGGCUGUGCUGCAAGGCCAUAAAAAUUUGGCAAAAUUGCUGCUGGAUGCAGGAGCAGACAUCAACGUGAUGGACAUUAAGAGUGGUCAGAGUCCUCUCAUGCAUGCCGUGGAAAGCAAUAAUGCAGAUAUGGUCCACUUCCUCAUUGAGAAUGGCUGUGACGUCAACAGCCAGUCGUACAGCGGGAACACAGCCCUGCACAUCGCCUGUGGCCGAGGUCAGGUGGAUACCGUCCGGCUGCUGCUGAAGAGCGGAGCAGACAGUAGUCUCAAGAACUACCACAAUGAUACGCCAGUGAUGGUGGCCAAGAAUAAGAAAAUAACAGAUGUGUUACGAGGAAGAGGAUCCAAGCAGAUCAAAGUUCAAGAGCAGCCUUGUGUGUCGGUCUCACCGCGUCAGAGUUGCUAUAUGGAGAAUGGAUCCCCUUCUUCAAACCACAGUCGUGGAUCUACACCUCCUACAACGCCACACAGCUUCCUUCCUAGUGCUUCCCAUCCCCUAAAGACUUCGUCUGCACUAUUCUAGCUUUGUGCAAUAUUUCCAGUGGGUCUCGCAACUACCUCCACACAGCUAAUCAUCAAACUCAGGGCAUUCAGCAAAGGAUUUGCCUCAUAUGAGGGAAAGCCAGAAAAUAUCAGCAUUAGACUCAACACUGGACCACAUCUCAAAUGUGGCCUUCUUUGAGCUUUUAUUGCCUUGCCAGAUGAGGCAUCUCAAAUCAUACAGCUGCUGUUUUGGACAUUUAUCUUGUGAAUAUAAAAAUAAAACUUCUGGGUAAUGCUGACAUAAAAAAAUGAGGAGUUUCCUCUUUUCCAAGUCGGCAUGAACAGAAGUGGGAAACUGCAUGUAAACAAGCUUGAAUGUAAAAGAUUUUUUUUUUGGAGUUACUUGCACAUAUUUGUAAAUUACAUGAAAUAAUUGUUAAUGAAAUCAGAAUUCCUGCCUUUUUAUUUUUGAUACACAUCAGAGCAUAAACUGAAUAUUAUAGGAAAUGAAAGAGGCUUUAAAGGACAUACAGUGAUACAAAGUUUAUUUGAAGAUUCCAGUAUUCCUUUUUGAAUGUUCCUUUCAUUACAGACUGUAAGGAAACAAAUCCCUCCAUAUUUAAGCAAGCGAGAUUGGAAAUGGUAUCUUGUUUCAGUGUUUGUGUUUGUAUGCCUGUAUCUAUUUUCCUAUCUUGUCAAAAGUUAUUGACUGUUUUUUUUUUAUAAAGUUUGUUCAACAGUUUCA
This is a messenger RNA of Xiphophorus hellerii (green swordtail), 2594 nucleotides long. It is a transcript of the gene bcl3, whose product is annotated as BCL3 transcription coactivator. The coding region runs from base 405 to 1889 and encodes 494 amino acids. Gene Ontology annotation, molecular function: NF-kappaB binding. The record is from RefSeq and is a predicted model, not a curated record. Gene Ontology annotation, biological process: cellular response to tumor necrosis factor. The transcript is spliced from 9 exons. Gene Ontology annotation, cellular component: cytosol. Lineage: Eukaryota; Metazoa; Chordata; Actinopteri; Cyprinodontiformes; Poeciliidae.